ACGUUACAGAAUAAAAAAAUUUUCAUUGCUGCUUCGAGCAAAAAAAAUUGUAAAAUUUUGUUCAGUUGUCAAAUUCAAGUGAUAAAACUUAAAUCUAAAUAUGGGACGCAAGAAGAAGAAGGCCUCCAAACCCUGGUGCUGGUAUUGCAAUCGAGAAUUCGAUGAUGAGAAAAUUUUGGUACAACAUCAAAAGGCCAAGCACUUCAAAUGCCACAUAUGCCAUAAGAAAUUGUAUACGGGUCCCGGAUUGUCUAUUCAUUGUAUGCAGGUGCAUAAGGAGACGGUGGACAAAGUGCCAAAUUCCUUACCGAAUCGAUCCAAUAUUGAAAUUGAAAUCUUUGGUAUGGAUGGCAUACCGGCAGAAGAUUUGCGGGAUCAUGAGAAACAGAAAAAUGGUGGCAAAUCUGAUUCCGAUGAUGAUGAGCCAGCUGCCAAAAGCAAGAAAAUUGAUUAUUCCAUGUCAGUGCCUCCUCCUAUGAUGAUGCCUCCCAAUAUGAUGCCACCGCCGCAUAUGCUUGGACAAUAUGGUGGCAUGGGCAUGAUGCAUGGACUUAUGCCACCGUUGCCUCCGUAUCCGGUACAAAUGAUGCCGCCACAUAUGAUGCCACCGCGACCUCUAUUCCCGGCUGCAAUGGCAACUACCUCAGCAGCGGCUGCAGCAGCUGCUCAUCAUCACCAUGCCGCUGCCGCCGCUGCCCAUAUGGCUCAACAGCAGCAGCAGCAACAACAACAGCAACAGCAGCAACAACAAAAGCCCACGUUUCCGGCCUACAGUAAUGCCACAAUAAGUGCUCCACCCACUACUAACCAGGCAGGAGGCGGUGCAUUAAAUGCACAACCGAAUGGCCCGCUCGAUGCCCAGCAGCAACACCAGCAGAAUCCACAUCAACAGCAGCAACAAGGCGGCGGUGGUAGACCACCGGCUCCAGCCGCUGGAGGUGUGGCUGCUGCAGCGAUAAGCACAAAAAUAAUGCAUCCCCCGGAUGAUGCUAGUUUAGAGGAAUUGCGUGCUCGUCAGCCUAAAUAUCAGGCACGUGUAGCGGCUGCUAUGGCAGCGGCAGCUGCUGCUACGGCUAUGGCAACGGCAGCAGCUGCAAGUGCAGCUAGCGGCAAAAAGGAUGCAACAUCGGCGAAUAGUCCGACCAAUAAUGGAGCCAUUACUGCUGGUGGCUCCACAACGACAAUGCCUCUAACACCGCCGCCUCCAUCACUAUCCACGGGAUUGUUGUCAUCACCCACGGGCAGCACAAGCAGCAGUGGCAAUGCGGCUGCGGCAGCUGCUGCUGCGGCUGCCGCCAAUGCGAUAGCCGUCUCAUCAGCCAUCUCCAAGGCCCAGGAAACUGCCGCCUUAGUGGCCGUUGCCCAGGCCCAGGCACAGGCGCAGGCAGUUCAUCAAGCCCAGGCUCAAGCACAGGCAGUUCAUGCCCAGGUGCAGGCAGCUGCCCAGGUGGCCCAUGCAGUGGCCGCCCAGCAACAGCAACAACAACACCAACAGCAGCAGCAACAACAACAUCAACAGCAGCAACAACAACAACAAGUGGCAAUUAGUCAACAGCAACAGCAGCAAGCCAAACAAUUGGAAGAUCUUAAUCGGGCUGUAAUGUUUCAACGUUUACAGGCUGUGAGGCAGCCCGGAAAUCCUGGCGCUGCUGCAGCAGCUGCAUUGGGCAUGAUGCCAUUGCCUGGUCACAUGCAAUUGAUGCAGCCGAUGUUACGACCAACUAUGACCAUAGGACCACAUGGUGCUUUGAUAGGAGGGAAUAUGCUAAGAGCAGCAGCAGCACCUGGAAUACCUGGCAUGCCGGCGGGUUUACUGCCUAUGCAAGCAAUUGGCUUACCUGGCUUGCCAGCUGGUGCCAUGCCUAUGCCUGGCAUGGGAGUUAUGUUACCAGGACCUCCAAAUAUGUUGCAGGUAAUGCAGCCAAGAUUUAGAUGAUGUUUGCCAGGAUUGUUGCAGGCGCCGACCACACAUGCGCCGCAGCCUCAGCCCCAGCCACCACCUCAAGUGCAUGCAAGAGCGUUUACCAGGGCCCAAUUGCCGACGCCUCAGACUCAGGCGGCGCCAUUGUUGGGUCUGCCGUUGCCAUUGCUGUUUCAUGAGUGAAAACGAGUGAAAGAGAGGGAAGGGGAGCUCGAGAGCAAGCAAGUUGAAAAAUGUAAAUGACUUGAAAAUGCAACAAAUGCCCGUUGAAAACCGAAUGAAACCAAAGCCAAGCAAAGCCAAGACAAGCUAAGCCUAUUCUAUUUUUUCUUACAAAUGUAUAACAGUUUUUGAGACACAAAAUACACCCCCACAUCCCUA
Molecule: messenger RNA, 2302 nt
Organism: Drosophila willistoni
Lineage: Eukaryota; Metazoa; Arthropoda; Insecta; Diptera; Drosophilidae
Gene: BuGZ
Product: mediator of RNA polymerase II transcription subunit 15
Exons: 7
Coding region: 101-1936 (611 amino acids)
Cellular component (GO): nucleus
Molecular function (GO): DNA binding
Source: RefSeq, a predicted model, not a curated record